Molecule: messenger RNA, 2961 nt
Organism: Anas platyrhynchos (mallard)
Lineage: Eukaryota; Metazoa; Chordata; Aves; Anseriformes; Anatidae
Gene: LRFN1
Product: leucine rich repeat and fibronectin type III domain containing 1
Molecular function (GO): protein binding
Source: RefSeq, a predicted model, not a curated record
AGGCCACGCCCUCCCCGGUCGGGAUAGCCCUGUGUGUGGCGGGGGGCGGAGUCUGCGAGGGGGCGUGGUCAGAGCGCGCGGGGUGGGCGUGGCUUGAGUGGGCGCGGCGGGGCCGGGCGGGGGCGUGGCCUCGCGGCGGGGGGCGUGGCCAGGAGGGGCGGAGCUCCGCAAGGGGGCGGAGCCUGGGGCCGGAGCGGAGCCGUCGCCCCGGUGCCGGUGUCCCCGCGCCCCCCCCCCCUCCUCCUCCCCCCCCCUCCCGGUUCCCUCCGGCCCCCUCCCAGGCCCCGGCUCCGCUGCAGGGGAACGGCCCCGCCCCGGCUGCGGCUCCGGGCACCGCCGAGACCCCCCCGCUACCGGCAUCGCCCCCCCAGCACCGACAUCGCCCCCCCGGCACCGGCAUCGCCCCCCCGCUACCGGCAUCCCCCCCCCCAAACCGCUACCGGCACCCCCCCUCCGGUACCGGCCCCCUCCUCGACACCAGCACUCCCCCCAGUACCGGAUCCCCCCCCCCCCGGUACCGGAUCCCCCCCCCCGGUACCGGAACCCCCCCCGGUGCCGCCCAUGGGCCCCCGGUGGGGCGAGGCCUGAGCGGUUCCCAGUCGUCCCCCCCCCCCCCCCCCUCCCCGGGAGCCGCGAUGGGAGCGGCCGUGGGCUGAGCCCCCUGCAGGCCCUGCCGCGAGCCCCGGACGGGACCGAGAUGGAGCCGUGAGAGGAGGCUCCGCCGCUCGCCCCCCGUCCGCCGCCCCCCGUCCCCGUCCCCCCGGCGCCGCCGGCGGAGGAUGGCGAAGCUGCUGGUGCCGCUGGUGGUGCUGGGGGCGGUGGCGGGGGCCCAGCGCUGCCCCCCCCGCUGCCUGUGCCCGGCGGCCGCCCCCAGCCCCACGCUGCUGUGCGCCCGCACGGGGCUGCUGGCGGUGCCCCCCAGCCUGGACCGCGGGGCGGUGGAGCUGCGGCUGGCUGACAACUUCAUCGGGGCCGUGGGGCGCGCCGACUUCGCCAACAUGAGCAGCCUGGUGCACCUCACCCUGUCCCGCAAUGGGCUGCGGCGCCUGGCCCCCGGCGCCUUCGCCGACCUGCGCGCCCUGCGCGCCCUGCACCUGGACGGCAACCGGCUGCCGGCGCUCAGCGGGGCGCAGCUGCGGGGCCUGGCCAGCCUGCGGCACCUCAUCCUGGCCAACAACCAGCUGGCCGCCAUCGAGCCCGCCGCCUUCGCCGCCUUCGCCGCCACCGUGGAGGACCUGGACCUGUCGCACAACAACCUGCCGGCGCUGCCCUGGGAGGCGGUGGCCGGCAUGGCCAGCCUGGCCACGCUGACGCUCGACCACAACCUGCUGGAGCGCGUCCCCGCCGGCGCCCUGGCCGGCUUGCCGCGCUUGGCCCGCUUGGACCUGACGGCCAACCGGCUGCGGGCGCUGCCGCCGGUGCCGGGCCCGCCGGGCCCCAGCUUGGCGGCGGGCGGCAACCCGCUGCACUGCAACUGCGAGCUGCUGUGGCUGCGGCGCCUGGCGCGGCCGGACGGGCUGGAGAGCUGCGCCUCGCCGCCGCCGCUCGCCGGCCGCCUGCUCUGGGCCGUGCCGGAGGAAGAGCUGGCGUGCCGAGCCCCCGCCAUCGCCGGGGCGGCCGCCAGCCCGGCCGCCGUGCUGGAGGGGCAGCCGCUGCGCCUGGGCUGCGCCGCCGCCGGGGACCCGCCGCCGGCGCUGCACUGGUUGGGCCCUGACGGGCGGCUGGUGCAGAACGGCUCGCGGCGGGCGCUGGGGGCCGACGGCUCGCUGCAGCUGCGGGUGGCCACGCUGCGGGACCACGGCGCCUUCACCUGCGUGGCUUCCAACGCCGCCGGCGAGGCGGCCGCCCGCGUGCAGGUGGCCGUGCUGCCGCUGCCCGUGCCCCGGCGGGACGGGGAGGGCGAGGGCGAGGCGCAGCCCGGCCCCGAGCCCUCGGACAUGGCCCGCGCCGGGGGCAACGAGUCGCGGCCGGCGGGCGAGCGGCGCAUCGUGGCAGCCGAGCUGACGGCCUCCUCGGCGCGCAUCCGCUGGCUGCCGCAGCGCCACGUGCCGGGGCUCCGCAUGUUCCAGAUCCAGUACAACAGCUCCCUCGACGACUCCCUCGUCUACAGGCUGCUGCCGCCCUCCAGCCGGAGCUUCGUGCUGCGGGACCUGGCGGCGGGGCGCGAGUACGACCUCUGCGUCUCGGCGCUCUACGCCGAAGGCUCGGCCGCGCCGCCCGCCACCCGCGCCCUGGGCUGCGUCCGCUUUGCCACGGCCGGGGGGAGCCCCGGCUGCGCCGCCCCCCGGCCCCAUUUCCUGGGGGGCACCGUCAUCAUCGUCAUCGGUGCUGCCAUCGCCGCCUCCGUCCUCGUCUUCAUCCUCAUCCUCACCGCCCGCUACAAGGCCGCCCGCCGCCUGCCCGCCGCCAACGUCGCCAGCGUCUGCUCGCAGACCAACGGCACCCACAGAGCCCCCGAGCCGGAACCGCCGCCCCCGCCGCUGCCCCCGCCGUCGGCCCCCCCAGCACCUCCGGUACUGGCACCCUUGGGUGCUCCCGGGGGUGCGCGGGGGCUUUUUCCCAGCCACAGCUACCCGCGGCGCGCCCGGACUCGGCGGCACGGCUCCCUGCCCCGCCUCGACGCGCCCGACGCCCUCCCCACCCUGCGCCCGUCCUUCGGCAGCACCCACUGGAUGCUGGAGAGCACCGUCUAAAAGGGGGGGGGGCUGAGGAGGGGAGGGCAGCACCCUAGGGUGCUCGAAUGCAACCCCAGGUGCUCCCGGGCACCUUUGGGUGCCCAACUGGGUGCUUGAAUGUGGCGCCUGGGGUGCUCCUGAGCACCCUUGGGUGUCCCCUGGGUGCUUGGAUGCAGCCCCAGGUGCCGCCGAGCACCCUUGGGUGCCAGCACACGGCCCCCUUCCCCCCCCCCCCCAACCUGCCCCCACCCCGAGAGCCCAAACGCAGCUGGCAGUGCCCGCACCC